CAAGACUUGGGGAGUGAAAUGUUAUAAAUAACUGAUGAUUAGUCCUUAAGGAUCACUCCGAUCAGACAUCAUUUAUCAUGUUUACAGGAAACUUAUAUGAACGAAUAGUUUCAUUCCGAUAGCUACAGACUACGUGAAUGUUCCUUCAUGGAUGAGGUUUAACAAAUUUCAGAUUGUAUUUGAUUUUACUACAUAACACUUAAAUGUCAAUCCCAUUUCUGUUUUCUGGGGUUACUUCCCCUACUUAUGACAUUUUGUUCAAGCAGUGAAUCCAGAUGUUCAUUUAGAAAUCCAAAAAGUUAUUGAGAAGAGAAACAAGACAAUGUGAUAUUUAAGUGAAAACUUAUAAAAAAGAAACAAUGAUUGAGUUUGAAUCUUUUCAAUAUCAUAAUAAUAUAAAUCAGACAGACCUAACCAAAGGAUUAAUUACAAUUGACGGUGAACUUGAAUCAGAUGAUAUAAAAUCGUUAAAAUUCCUCUGUCAAGAUCACAUAGCACAGAAAACUUUAGAAAAAAUUGAAGAUGGAAUUCAAAUCUUUAAUGAACUUGAAAGACUUGGAAAAAUUGACACUUCACGAGGGGAGGUGGAUUACCUGUUGGAAAGUUUGUGUAGAUGUCAUCGAAUCGACUUAAUCAGGAAAAUGGGUUUUAAUCAAAUCCAAGUAAAGAAUAGAGUGGAAAGUGGACGUUCAAAUUUUUCACCUUUUAGAUUACUACUGUUUGAAAUCGCUGAAGAAAUGGAGACUGCGGAUUUGAAGACGGCUCUUUUCACCUUGUCUUCAGUAAUUCCCCGAUCUAAACAUGAUAAAAUUAAAUCUAUCUGUGAUGUAUUUAUCCAGCUUGAGAGAUCUGGUGAUUUAUCACCUGUUAAUGUUGAAGUAUUGUACAAACUGUUGAAGAUGAUGGAUCGAGGAGAUUUAAUCACCAAAGUCAGAGCCUAUCAAGGAGCUCAGCCAACAGGAGGAAAUACAGAGUUAGGAUAUGGACCAGUGGAAGAAGGACAGAUACCCAGAACAAUUGAAAUAGCAAUGGAACCAGAAUACCAAGGUGAAGGUCAUAUCCCUCCUGCUUACACAGUGGAACAACAGAGACCUACACGAGCUACUGAGCAUUCAGUACAAUUUACAGGGAACCAAAUACCAUUACAUUUAGGGCAAUUCCAAAAUUCAACUGCCAGUGUUAUUCCAAGUCAGCAAGAAAUAGUAGACAUUCAGGGUACCAGAUCAAACAAAAAUGGUAGACGCGAUGGUAAUGUGGAUAGUAACAUGGCGAAAAGACUUAAAGUGUUAGACAGGGAACGUGACAGACUGGUUCCAAGUCAACAGGAGGAUCCAGUUUUUUUGUAUUCACAGCAAGAACAACCAUCAACUGGUUACUACCCAUCUGUGAUAGGUAUUAGGAACCAGCCACCAGCAGAACCUUCACCUGUUAAUAGAACAGGAAUAAGUAGUGAGGUACCAGUGAAUCAUCUGGUACCUCGUAAUGAUGUUGUUACAGAGGAGCAAUCCCCUGGAGACAGUGGGUUAACUGCAGGAACUGUGUCGUUGUCAGACAGAAGUUCACAGGAUAUUAGUUCUGAAGAGGUACAACUGUCAAUAACUGAAAGUAAACUGGUUGGGAUUUCUGAAGUCAUAGCAAGAAGAGAGGACUGGAUGCAACUUGCUCCAGAAUUGAUGAUUGAUUUUGAACGCAUAUCUGAAAUAAAUCAGGCAAAUCCAACAAAUUUGCUGAGAGUCCAUGGCUUCCUUAGACACUGGUUUAUUGAACAGAAAAAUAGAUUGGGUACCAGUCCAACUGCAGAUGGUCUCUUAAAUGCUUUUCGACGAUUAGGAUUUACAGAUGCCAUUGAAGAGUUUGUUAGACUCAGUCUAGAACCAGAAUCUGAGAAUGAACAGGGAUCUGAGAAUCUAGACGCACGGUCAGAAAGAAGUGUUUAUCAAGAGGAGAAUUUUGAUGUCUCAUCAGGUGAAGCUAGAGUGUCUCAAGGAAAUGAGGACACAGAUUUCAGAGCAGCCACACCCCCUAUCAAUCUGUCAAAUUCAGGAGCACAAGUUGGUCCAAGUUUAAAUCCUCUAAUUAACCAGAGCAUACGACAACCAAAUCGACAGGAUGAUGUCAUCGUCAGGCAAAUGGAGGCUGUCGCCAUUGAUGAUUCUGCUAUGCCUUUCUAUAAGAUGAAUGCCAGACCUAGGGGUUUAGCCAUAAUAAUGAACAACCAGCACUUCCAUAAAAUCAGAAAUGAUCCACAAAGCAAGGAGAUGCCAGCAAGAACUGGUACAGAAAAAGAUGCAGAAAAACUGGAUUACAUAUGGAGGAAGUUGGAUUUUGAAGUACGUUCCUACAAUGACGUAGACUCAACACGAAUGACUCAGAUCAUGGUGGAAACAGCCUUUGAAGACCAUUCAAAGUAUGACUGCCUUGUGGUGUCAAUAUUGACACAUGGAGUGCUCGGCCAUGUUUAUGGAGCUGAUGGACGGAUCGUAAGAAUUAGUCAGUUAACCAGCUGUUUUUCUGGUAGAAGAUGUCCGUCAUUGGCGGGAAAACCGAAGUUGUUCUUCAUUCAGGCUUGUCAAGGAAGAGAAAAACAAGAAGGGCAUGUCAUUGAAACAGAUGGUAAAGGAAGUAUGCCAGUUUCAGAUAGUUCUGAAGAAAGACAGGAUUUAAAUGUUGACAGACCAAGGGAGUUAAUCCCUGAUGAAGCUGAUUUCUUGUUAGGAUAUGCUACUGUUCCCGGCUAUGUUUCCUACAGAAGUAGAUCACAGGGGAGCUGGUAUAUCAAUAAGUUAUCACAGAAUCUGGAUAAAUAUGCUUAUCAGCACGACUUACUGAGUAUUUUGAUUAAAGUGAAUGAGGAGGUUGGAAGAGCUACAGCAAACAUUGACAAUGGAGCCUACAAACAGAUUCCUGCACCUAUGUUUACACUGAGGAAACGUAUCAUAUUCCGUUAAUUAUAAUGUGGCAAACAUUGAGAAUGAAGCUUACAAACACAGAUUCCUGCACAAUAUUUAUAGUGAGGAAACGAAUCAUAUUCAGAUAAACUCUAUUGUGGCAGACGUCGCUAAAAAUUUGUUCUGUUAUAUUGAUUUAAAUGAAAGAUAUGUUAAUUCAAAUGCCUAGCUGGCAAAUGAAUAUUCACAUGAAAAUGUGUGAUAUAUUGAUUUAUUAUAUUCAUUUAGAAGUAAAUUCAGAUGUGAAGCAUA
This is a messenger RNA of Mytilus californianus (California mussel), 3200 nucleotides long. Its product is annotated as caspase-8-like. Gene Ontology annotation, molecular function: cysteine-type endopeptidase activity; protein binding. The coding region runs from base 360 to 2948 and encodes 862 amino acids. The transcript is spliced from 12 exons. The record is from RefSeq and is a predicted model, not a curated record. NCBI's taxonomy places the organism in Eukaryota, Metazoa, Mollusca, Bivalvia, Mytilida, Mytilidae. Gene Ontology annotation, biological process: proteolysis; regulation of apoptotic process; signal transduction.